Molecule: messenger RNA, 3174 nt
Organism: Pogonomyrmex barbatus (red harvester ant)
Lineage: Eukaryota; Metazoa; Arthropoda; Insecta; Hymenoptera; Formicidae
Gene: Dpp10
Product: Dipeptidyl peptidase 10
Biological process (GO): proteolysis
Cellular component (GO): plasma membrane
Molecular function (GO): dipeptidyl-peptidase activity; serine-type peptidase activity
Source: RefSeq, a predicted model, not a curated record
UUGAAAAUUCGUACAUGUGAGUAUAACGACGUUCAUAGCAGUUCAUAACGAAGUAAUCUCACUGUAGAUUUAAAUCUCACUGUAGGUUUAAAAUCGUGAACAAGCGGACAAAUUAACAUUACAAAAAUUACUACGAUCAUCGAAUGGGAUAAGCGUAAACGAUCGCGUUGUUUUACCUCCGCUCGGGUUAAAAAAAAGUCGUGUAACGUUCGAUUUGCACCACCGAUGGCAGAUCACGACAAUAUUUACGACGACGAGCUAGUUUCAACUAAUCCAAAUCAAAGGAAUUGGCGUGGAAUUUUAAUAGCGUUGCUCGUAAUCGUUGCGGUCCUAGCCCUUAUUGUCACAUCCGUUGCUUUGCUCACGCCUCCUGAUGAUGGCCCCAGAGUACGAGGAACACGAUUGCGUCUCUCUGAAGUGCUGUCUGGGGAAUUAUCUCCUUUAUUAUUCAAUGGAUCCUGGGCGAGUAAUCACCAUAUAUGUUAUCGAGAUCUGUGGGGUGGAAUCUCCUUAUUAGACGUUUCUAAGAUUGAGUCACGUAGUUUAAUGCCAAAUGAAACAUUUAGACGAUUAAAUCCAGCAAAAUUCUCGUUAUCGCCAGAUCAUAAAUUUCUGCUCCUUGCUCAAAAUGUGAAAAAAUUGUUUCGUUACUCGUACUUAGCGCAAUAUGUCAUUUAUGAUCUCACUACACGAGAAUGUAUAGUGUUGACGCCUUAUCCUGAGAAAGAUGUUCAUCCCUAUCUUUUAUUAGCGCAAUGGACUCCACGUGGACACGGACUUGUCAUGGUACAGGAUUAUGACAUCUAUUACAGGACAAGUCCUAUGAGCAAUACUGGAUACCGUGUAACAAACACUGCGGUACCUGGUAUAUUAUCCAAUGGUGUUCCAGAUUGGCUGUAUGAAGAGGAAAUAUUGCAUAGUGGAGAAGCAAUCUGGAUGUCGCCAGAUGGUCAUAUGAUACUUUAUGCCUCGUUCAAUGAUUCUCUCGUAGAAGAAAUGCACAUUUCAUGGUUUGGAGAGGGGAACAAAGCUUUGUAUCCUGAUAUACGAUCUCUACGAUACCCUAAGCCAGGAACACCAAAUCCUUCUGUACGGUUGUAUGUUGCUGAUUUAGUUGAGCCAAAAAGUAUUCGUACGAAAAUAGUGAAACCACCUCCAAUCAUCGAAAAUGUGGAUCAUUACUUCUCGACCGUUUCCUGGGUAUCUCUAACAGAAGUCUGUAUAACAUGGUUAACGCGCGCUCAAAAUUUCUCAAUAAUUACCAUCUGUAAAAGCCCAAUGUGGCAUUGUCAGGAAAUACAAAGAAUAUUGGGUGAUGGUCAUGGAUGGGUAGAUACUCCCCCGGAAGCUCCUAUUUUCUCAGCCAAUGGUAGUACUUACAUCGCAAUAAGUCCCGUAAAAGACGGACCGGCAGGAUAUUACAAGCACAUAAUCUGGGCUAACGUGCUUCGGAAACAAAUAGUGCCUUUGACACAUGGGAAAUUUGAAGUCGUUAGGAUUUUAGUAUGGGACCAAGUGAAUAAUACUAUAUAUUUCAUCGGCAUUCCAUUUAUGAGACCGGGUCAGAGACAUCUUUAUCGUGUAAGCUCUACUCUUCCUCGUAUGGGAUCGCCUUUACGCCCUGCUAUAUGUCUCACAUGCACCACUUCAUCUGAUAUAAUAAAUAAUGGUGAAAGUGAACAUAGAACUAGUUCUUCAAAUUGGGAGAAUGGUCUUACCAAUCGAAAUGAAUGGCAUGAACACUAUGAAAUUCAAAUUGAUAAUAUCAACAAUAAGGAACAUCGCCAAGCGAAGGACAUUUCCAAAAAGGACAAAUUAAGAAAUAGGAAUGUAUUAAAAAGCGGUGACCCUCCUUGUCAGUAUCACAAUGUUAUCUUCCCAUCCGACGGCUUUGAGUAUUUCGUUCUUGAGUGCCUUGGACCUGGUAUACCUACCGUGUCUCUUUAUAAGAUGGAAAUGUCUAUGCCGCGACUCAUCGCAACAUUGCAGAACAACACAUUGUUGCGUGAAAAAAUAACAAGCAUCGCUCUUCCGCAAAUAAAAACAUUUCCUGUGCAAAUAAGUGGCGGCUACAACGCUCAAGUGAGAUUGCAUCUACCACCCGGAUUGAGAGAAGAUGAGAUUACCCGUUAUCCGUUGGUCGUCCAGGUAUAUGGUGCUCCUGGAUCACAACUAGUCACUGAGAUGUUUAAAAUAGAUUGGAAUACAUAUUUAGCUAGUCAGAAAAAUAUUAUUGUUGCACAAAUAGAUGGCAGAGGAAGUGGAGGACAAGGUUACAAGUUGCUUCAUGAAGUUUAUUAUAGGCUAGGUUCUGUUGAAGUGGCCGAUCAACUCGAAGUUACAGAAUACUUAAGAGACUCAUUGCAUUUUGUGGAUAAACGAAGAGUCGCCGUAUGGGGAUGGAGUUAUGGUGGUUUCGUUGCUGCUCUCGUUUUGGCUCAUCCGGAGCAAAAGGUAUUCCAGUGCGGAAUAAGCGUCGCACCUAUCGUCUCCUGGGAGCUUUACGAUUCUGCAUAUGCCGAGAGAUAUAUGGGAUUACCGAACGUGACAUCCAAUUACAAAGGUUAUGCCGAAUCCAACGUUUACAACAAAGUUAGAUAUCUGCGUGAUAAAAUGUUUUACUUGGUACACGGGACUGCAGAUGAUAAUGUCCAAUUCCAACAAUCCAUGGCACUUGCCCGGCAUCUCGCUAAAGAAGGCAUACUAUUUCGACAACAGGUCUAUCCAGAUGUAAGCCAUACUUUAGCUGGCGUUAAGGGACAUUUGUACCACUCCAUGGAACAGUUCUUAGAAGAUUGCUUUCAAAAGCAAGUACCUGUCGACACGAAGGCCGGACUUGGUAGCGGUGGCUCUGGUGGCAUGUAUUAAUAUUAAGAGAUAGCAAUUAUGUAAAAUAUUGCAUAAAGAUAUCUACGAGUUGUUCAAAAUUGCAUGAAAAUGGAAAGAAAAAAAAACAAAGAAAAUUGUGAAUAUCUAAACAUCUCCAAAUUGUGUUCUGUUUAAUAGAAUGUUUACAAAGACUACGUGCAUGACCCAACAUUUUGUACUCCAAUACUCGAAAUUAUAAAAUACAAUGAAGAAUAUGUAUAAUUUUCUCUAUACGGUUUACAAUGCGUUUGACCCAUUAAAAAAGGACGUAUCGAUCAUUUAAUCAAAUAAAUUAUUUAUGAAAUA